Molecule: messenger RNA, 633 nt
Organism: Bombus huntii
Lineage: Eukaryota; Metazoa; Arthropoda; Insecta; Hymenoptera; Apidae
Product: centrosomal protein 20-like
Exons: 3
Coding region: 246-620 (124 amino acids)
Biological process (GO): microtubule anchoring
Cellular component (GO): microtubule organizing center
Molecular function (GO): protein binding
Source: RefSeq, a predicted model, not a curated record
AAAAUAAUAUUUGAAGUAUUUCCUUUUAUGAUCUUAUUGAAGUAAAACAUGUUAUCUUAAAAUAUAGUAUUUCUUUUUAUAUAGAGCGUGCUCUUGGAAACAAUUUUAAAUUACACAUCAAACACAAUAUCAUUAACGAACAAAAAUUUAAAUCGUUAAUAUCUGCCUCACCUGCUAUAUAUAGAUCUGUAUAUGUGCUUUUUGAAAUUCUUGUUGCUUUGUUUAUAGGUAAAUAUAAUAAUAAAAUGGCAACGGAGAAGGAUUUGAUUAAUGCAGUCAGAGAAUCACUUAAAGCUGAUGGGGAGCUUGGUCGUAUAAAAGCUGAAAUGCGUACAGAAGUCAUAAAGUUGUUAGAUAAUUCAAAUAAAGGAAAUAAAACAAAGCUUCCAAAGCCACCUUUAGACAUUGUAUUUUUGAAUGAACUUAUUCGAGAAUACUUAGAUUGGAUGGGAUAUAAGUACAGCUCUACUGUAUUUAUUUCAGAAUGCGACUUGUCAAAGCAACCUCUUGAUAGAUUUUUGCUUUUGCAAAAUUUGGGGCUGAAAGAAAGUGAGAACAGUACAAAAUUACCAUUGCUGUGUAGUAUUGUAGAAACAUUCAAGAAUUUAAAAAAUACAUGAAUAUAUAAAAUUA